AAUGUUGUUACUUGUGAUAACCUCACUUUCUAGUUUAAAACGCGGGAGAAGCGACAUUCGUAUUCAGUUGUAUAUUUGGCAAAUAUCUGGUUUGGGAGUGAUCUGUAUAGUGUGCUUUGAAGAAUUCGAUCAAGCUGAAAAGUAUGUCUAUUUCGAAAAACUCGCAGCGCCCCUUCACAGUCAUCGUCGAGGGAAAUAUCGGCAGCGGGAAAACAACGUUUCUUCAACAUUUCAAUAAGUUUGAUGAUAUUUGUGUACUAGCCGAACCCAUUGAGUUAUGGAGAAACUGCAAUGGGCAUAACCUGCUGGGUUUGUUAUACGAAGAUAGAAAAAAGUGGAGCUUUACAUUUCAGUCUUAUGUUCAACUGACCAUGUUGGAACAACACACCAAACUAACAGACCGCCCUAUUAAACUUAUGGAGAGAUCUAUUUACAGUGCUCGGUAUUGUUUUGUUGAGAAGAUGAAACAAGAUGGGCUUCUUUCCCACGCUUCUGCUGCAGUCCUCGAUAAACACUUUGAAUGGGUUAAAGAAUAUGCUAACGUUGGUGUGGAUUUGAUUGUGUAUCUUCGGACAUCGCCUCACGUAGUAUAUGAACGCAUGAUGCUCCGGAACAGGGCAGAAGAAAAAUCCGUCUCCCUCGAAUACCUUCAGGCCCUACACCAGAUUCACGAAGAUUGGCUUUACCAUAAAACUAUAUUUUCAGUCGCUGCACCAGUUCUUGUUUUAAAUGCGAAUUUGGAUAAGUCAGUGAUCCAUGAAGAGUACAUGAAAUGCGAACCUCAAAUUUUAAAUAGAACGUUGACUGUCCAUACGUGAGGUAAACUACUUGAUUAGUUUCUUCCUUAUAGUUACAUUUAUUUUAUUUAUUAUGUUUGACUUUUAAACUUUUAUACCGGUUUUACAGACGCCAUUGGCGCAUUUUUAGUUCACUUCAAAAAUUCAAUAUUUUUUUGGGUUUAAGUAGUAACAUAAUGUAUAAUUUGACAUAUUUUGAUAAUACCAAAGAUUGUGGACCAGCAAAAUAGGAAAUAGUU
Dendroctonus ponderosae (mountain pine beetle) is the source of this 1036-nucleotide messenger RNA. RefSeq names its product deoxynucleoside kinase. NCBI's taxonomy places the organism in Eukaryota, Metazoa, Arthropoda, Insecta, Coleoptera, Curculionidae. The record is from RefSeq and is a predicted model, not a curated record. Gene Ontology annotation, biological process: nucleobase-containing compound metabolic process. Gene Ontology annotation, molecular function: deoxynucleoside kinase activity; ATP binding. Gene Ontology annotation, cellular component: mitochondrion; cytoplasm.